Messenger RNA from Saccostrea echinata, 1669 nucleotides. Its product is annotated as alkaline phosphatase-like. Gene Ontology annotation, biological process: dephosphorylation. The transcript is spliced from 10 exons. Lineage: Eukaryota; Metazoa; Mollusca; Bivalvia; Ostreida; Ostreidae. Bases 1 to 1599 code for a protein of 532 amino acids. Gene Ontology annotation, molecular function: alkaline phosphatase activity. The record is from RefSeq and is a predicted model, not a curated record.
AUGCUCCUUUUGGCAGUUGUUGGUCUGAUUUGUCUUGUUCAGGAUGUGGUGGGAGGGGGUCAGCGGGCCGCCCAUACUAUGUUUGACAAGGCCAAAUACAGCGGAAAUGGCGAAACAAGAUAUUUCUGGAGAAACGAGGCCCAAAACACAUUACAAAAUUCUCUAAAGAAUCAACCCAUCGUUGGGGUGGCCAAAAACGUUAUCAUGUUUCUGGGAGAUGGCAUGGGCGUGUCAACAGUUACAGCAGGUCGUAUUCUGAAAGGACAGCUACAGAACAAGACUGGGGAGGAAACAGUGCUAUCAUGGGAGAGAUUCCCCAACGUAGCCCUCUCCAAGACUUACAACCAAGAUCACCAGACCCCAGACUCUGCAGGGACAGCCACCGCCUAUCUAUGUGGGGUGAAGUCUAACAUGGGAACCAUAGGUGUUGAUGCACAGAUCGUCAGAGGACACUGUGAUACUACACAGGCUGCAAAAAUCACGUCCAUUCUGGACUGGUCACUUGCACAAGGCAAAUCUGUUGGCGUUGUAACAACUACCAGAGUAACCCAUGCCACUCCAGCGGGAACGUACGCAAACGUGGCGGACAGGAACUGGGAAGGUGACGCAGAAAUGACGCACGUGACAGGCGGGUGUAAAGACAUCGCUCGACAAUUAGUGGAGGAUAAUCCAGACAUACAAGUAAUCAUGGGAGGCGGAAGAAGGUUCUUUCUUCCAGCGGAUGCAACAGAUCCAGAACGAGGCGCGAACACAGCGCAUGGAAGAAAGGAUGGUAAAAAUCUAAUUGAGGACUGGAUGAAUGACAAGAAACGAAGACAUAAAACAUUCAGAUACGUCUGGAACGAGACUGACUUCAACUCAGUUGAUCCUGCACAGACAGAUUUUCUUUUGGGUUUAUUUGAGUCAAGCCACAUGAACUUCGAAAUUGAUCGAACCGAUCCGCAUUACGAAAAAGCUGGAGAACCCCACAUCAAAGACAUGACUGAGAAAGCCAUUCAAAUCCUAUCCAAGAACCCAAAGGGGUAUUUCCUACUGGUAGAAGGCGGGAAAAUUGAUCUUGCUCAUCAUGGCAGCGAGCCUGUAAGAUCCCUCCAUGACGUGGUAGCUAUGGACCUAGCCGUUGAAAAGGCCAACUCCAUUACAAAUGAAAAAGACACACUUAUUGUUGUUACUGCCGACCAUUCUCACACGUUUGUCAUCUCUGGAUAUCCUGUUCGAGGGAAUGGAAUAUUUGAUUUGAUGUCAUCAAGACCUGGUUACAUCUCACUGGCCCGUGAUCAUAACCCGUACACUACCCUGUUGUAUGGCAACGGCCCAGGGGCGCACUCUCACCGCCCAGAUUUACGACACGUUGACACAACCAGUAAACACUACGUAUACCAAUCAGCAAUUCCGCUGUCAACAGAAACGCAUGGGGGUGAAGACGUCGCCAUAUUCGCUAGAGGACCGAUGGCGCAUCUCCUUCUAGGAGUGCGCGAACAGAACUACAUACCUCACGUGAUGGCGUACGCUUCCUGUGUUGGUGAUUACCAUGCAACAAGUCAAUGCGCAGCGAGUGCUGGUCAGCACAGUACAGCAACCUCAAAUAUAUUUGGUUAAGAGCAACAGACGCAAAUCGUGUCAUGGUCACCGCCAUUCCAUCUAUAAUGAUGUUCAACUCAGCAAGAGA